Messenger RNA from Brettanomyces bruxellensis, 1131 nucleotides. RefSeq lists its product as uncharacterized. The transcript has a single exon. Lineage: Eukaryota; Fungi; Ascomycota; Pichiomycetes; Pichiales; Pichiaceae. Bases 1 to 1131 code for a protein of 376 amino acids. The record is from RefSeq and is a predicted model, not a curated record.
AUGUCUUACACGGCUAAUUUUAAGGUUUCAAAGGAUAAUUUACAAUUCCGCCCCGAAGAGAAAGGUCCAAGCGAUUCUCAAAGCUCUGACGACGGAUCCAGUAUUAUGAGCCGACAGUCUAGUGUAACUUCUACUCCUAGAUCCAUUUCGCCAUGCAGAAGAACAGGUAUAAAUCUUGGAUUAAGCGUGAUCGGCGACUCAUCUAGUCUUCAUGGAAGUUCAACACGUAUACAUGAGGAUGGAGAUAAUCAUAAUAACCAGGCUAUCAGUACAUUGGAACUAAAAGAAUUGAACACUAAGGCGCGCAGUAGUCCACGGAAGCACUCAAUAUCACCUAUAAAAGAGCAAAUUAACGAAGCGGAAUCGCGAUCGCAGGAGCUCUCGGAAAGGCUUAGGCUCUUGGCCAGUAAAGAAAUGCAGAUUCUGGAACUCAAAAACACGAUCCAAACUCUCGUUAGAAGAAAACGAUAUUUGGAAGAAGAGACUGCCCUUUUAAAGAAGAACCUUCAAAAAGAAGUUGUGAAACGUGUCACCCAAGAGUAUAGUUCUACAUCGGCUAGCAGUGCGAGGACUCGCUCAUCAACCGGCAAUUCUCAGACUAUUAAUCAAGAAGUUUUUAAACGCAAUCAUGUUUCAAGUUCGGGAAGUUAUACAAAUGGAGACCGCAAAUCUUGGUUGGCAAGCCCAAUAAAUUUCCUUCAACAGUUCGAUAGCGCAGUUACAACUGAAUUGAACAAUUUACAGGAACCUCAAAAAGCACACAUUGCUUCAAAAAACAAUGACAGUAGACGGGCUCCACACAAGGGUGUUGAUUCAAGUGGAAGAGAGAUUGGUAGUCCACUGAAAAGUUUAGCUGAGCAACGUCCGGCACCAUCUGAUUUAGUUCAAUCUGUCUCGCAGCACAUUUGGUCUUUCGUAAAUGAUGUGAAAGAGAGUAUAUCAUUAGACAACCCAAUGAUGGAUGCAUCUGUUUCAGGAAACGUUAGCACGUAUUCAAACACCAAAGGCUCUCAUAAAAUCAACACCAAAGGGCAAGCAACUACAUCCAAAAGUCUGGUAACUAUUGAUCCUGAUAACAGCCAAGUUACUGAAGAUGACUUAUGGGAUGAUGAGGAUUUGAUUGAUAUUUAA